AUGAAGUUCGCCGACGUCGUCGAUCCAACCUGGGACCUAACCCUGCAGCGCGUCGUCGCCCACAUCGACGGCGUAUCCGACGUGCGCCGCAUCGCCCUCGCCUCCGGCGUCUCUUUGGAGCUAACCCAACUUGCCCUCCGCCACCUACUCUACUACGACACCAUCCUGCUCCUGGACAUGUUCUUCUUCGGAGCAUGCUACGCUCCUCGCCCUGGCAUCCAUGAUUUUAUCGCCAACGUAGGUGGCAUGGUCGACGAGUGUGCCAACUACGUCUGCGUCGGACCUAUCGAUCCGUCUCCCGGCAACAACAACAGCAACGGCAGCGGAACUGGCACCGGAACCGGACCUGGUUCUUCCGCCGAUAACCACCACCACCACCGCCUCCGUUCCCCACACCCACCACCUCUCCCCCCUCCGGCCUCGGUCCCAACUCCGACCGUGAUUGUGAUCGUGAUCGCGAUCCAAGCCCUUACGCCCAACACCACCACCACCUCUCCCCCGUUCACGAACGAAAACCUUCCACCUCCCCCAACAACAGCCGCACCAACAACCUCAACCCCAACUUCAACUCCCUCCUCCCCACCCACCAAAAACCCACUACCACCACCCAACGGCUACCGCAUAUCCAACUACAUGCUCAUAAAACUCAUGACGACCUUUUGCGUCGGCAAGACUGUCGCCGAAUGGCUCAAGGGCCACAUGGAUUCCGGGUUCGACGUCUUGCGGUACGUAGACGUGCGCCGCUUGGUCCAGUUCGGCGUCAUCAAGGGGUGUCUGUACCGGGUGCACAAAUACGUCAUUUCCAAACAGUACCUGGCUGCGUUGGCUACGGGGUUGGCUAGGCCUGUUUCACCUUCUGUUUCUGGGUCUGCUGCUGCAGCCAACAACAACAACAACAAUACCAAAGGAAAGGGGGCAGACAAAGAGGAAAAGCCAGCAGCGGUGCCGAGAGGCCAUUACGAUACUUACCGCGAACCCGUUGCUGGUGCUGCUGGAAGUCAUGGGGGUGGGGGUGGUGGGGGAAAGGCAAAUAGAAAACUGGCCAUGAUGAUGAUGAAAGCCAGCGGCGACCCUUUGCAGAGGUACAUGGACGGACGGCACUGUUUUGACCAGAUCAUGACGGAGAAAAACAUGACGGAUGCGGAGAUUAUGGAUAAGUUGAGGAAUUUCCCCGUGCCGGCGGGGGAUUUGACGGUACUUUAUCGGUGA
Messenger RNA from Sordaria macrospora k-hell, 1209 nucleotides. The record is from RefSeq and is a predicted model, not a curated record. NCBI's taxonomy places the organism in Eukaryota, Fungi, Ascomycota, Sordariomycetes, Sordariales, Sordariaceae.